Messenger RNA from Rhizopus microsporus ATCC 52813, 1302 nucleotides. Its product is annotated as adenosylhomocysteinase A-like protein. Gene Ontology annotation, biological process: L-methionine cycle. Lineage: Eukaryota; Fungi; Mucoromycota; Mucoromycetes; Mucorales; Rhizopodaceae. The transcript has 5 exons. Gene Ontology annotation, cellular component: cytosol. Gene Ontology annotation, molecular function: adenosylhomocysteinase activity. The coding region runs from base 1 to 1302 and encodes 433 amino acids. The record is from RefSeq and is a predicted model, not a curated record.
AUGUCUGAAAAGAUCCCUUACAAGGUUGCUGAUAUCUCACUUGCUGCUUUCGGUUUGAAGGAAAUCGAAAUUGCUGAAAAUGAGAUGCCCGGUUUGAUGGAAAUUGCCCGCAAAUACGGUCCUCUUCAACCUCUUAAGGGUGCCAGAAUUGCUGGUUGCUUGCACAUGACCAUUCAAACUGCUGUCCUUAUCCGUACCUUGAUUGCUCUUGGUGCUCAAGUUACUUGGUCUUCUUGUAACAUCUUCUCCACCCAAGACCACGCUGCUGCUGCCAUCGCUGCCUCCGGAGUUCCCGUUUAUGCUUGGAAGGGUGAAACUGAUGAAGAAUUUGUCUGGUGUAUUGAGCAAACUCUUUUCUUCCCUGACGGUCAACCUUUGAACAUGAUCUUGGAUGACGGUGGUGACUUGACCAACAUUGUCCACGAAAAGUACCCUCACUUGAUCCCUGGUAUCAAGGGUCUCUCUGAAGAAACCACCACUGGUGUCCACAACUUGUACAAGAUGUUCAAGAACGGUAAGCUCAAGCUCCCCGCCAUCAACGUCAAUGACUCCGUUACCAAGUCCAAGUUUGACAACUUGUACGGUUGCCGUGAAUCCCUCGUCGACGGCAUCAAGCGUGCCACCGAUGUCAUGAUUGCCGGUAAGGUUUCCGUUGUCGCCGGUUACGGUGAUGUCGGUAAGGGUUGUGCUGCUGCCCUCCGUGCCUUCGGUUCUCGUGUCAUCGUCACUGAAGUUGAUCCUAUUAACGCUCUCCAAGCCUCCAUGGAAGGUUAUGAAGUUACUACCAUGGAAGAAGCUGUCCAAGAAGCUCACAUCUUCGUCACCACCACCGGUUGUCGCGAUAUCAUUGUCGGUCGUCACUUUGAAGCCAUGAAGGAUGAUGCCAUUGUUUGUAACAUUGGUCACUUUGACGUUGAAAUCGAUGUUGCCUGGUUGAAGGCCAACGCUGCCUCCGUUGUCAACAUCAAGCCUCAAGUUGAUCGUUUCACCAUGAAGAACGGUAAGCACAUCAUUCUUUUGGCUGAAGGUCGUCUCGUCAACUUGGGUUGUGCCACUGGUCACCCCUCUUUCGUCAUGUCCAACUCUUUCUGUAACCAAGUUUUGGCUCAAAUCACUCUCUGGACUGAACCCGAAAAGUGGACCGUUGGUGUUCACGUUCUUCCCAAGAAGUUGGAUGAAGAAGUUGCUCGUUUCCACUUGGAAAAGCUCGGUGUUAAGCUUACCACUCUUUCUGAUGUCCAAUCCGAAUAUCUUGGUAUCCCUGCUGAAGGUCCUUACAAGCCUGACCACUACCGUUACUAA